Messenger RNA from Aricia agestis (brown argus), 1492 nucleotides. RefSeq names its product G-patch domain and KOW motifs-containing protein. The coding region runs from base 203 to 1447 and encodes 414 amino acids. The record is from RefSeq and is a predicted model, not a curated record. Gene Ontology annotation, biological process: mRNA splicing, via spliceosome. Lineage: Eukaryota; Metazoa; Arthropoda; Insecta; Lepidoptera; Lycaenidae. The transcript has 6 exons. Gene Ontology annotation, cellular component: spliceosomal complex.
CAAACGCGGCGCAAUGAAUCGAUGGAUGGUGAACAUUGAAAUUAUGUUAUAUUCGUGAUUAAUCAAUUCAUACAAUGCUAUUUAAAAGUUGUGUUAUAAAAUUUUAAAUCAGUUUUCAAAACCUGGUAGUUACUGUUACUCAGGUAGUUAGAAAAUUCUUCUCUACUUCCUACUGUCUAAGGAAUUUUGGUAAACUACUAAAAUGGAGCCAAAAAAGAUAUCUUUUGGGUUUAUGAAAACAAAAAAAUCGGAUAAACCAGCAGUAGUUGAGAAAAAAGAUUACAUUGAAUGUGUUGAAGAAAAAUCUAUCAAAGUUAUAGGGGGUGAUGAUGCUGCAGAGAAAAAGCCACUUGUCAUACCAAUGAAGCCAAACACCUUGAUCACAGCAGAAAAACUCAGAGAAAUAGCUGAGAAGGUGGAAAAUUUUGACGAUGUUAAAUUUAAAACUGAAGAACCGGAGAAGAAAGUAAAUGUUCCGGAAAACGAAACGCUGGAACAAAUGGCUGCUAGGGAGUUGUUGGAAGAAGCCAAGAAAGAAAUUGUAGUUGACAUACCAAACCUGGUUGUGCCCAUUAACACCAAACCAAUCUUUGAUGGGCAGACUGAGUCCACAAUAGAUGAUUAUGAAUCCGUACCAGUUCAAGAAUUUGGACUGGCUAUGUUACGUGGCAUGGGUUGGACUCAGGGAAAAGAAUCUACAUACAAGCAGCCUCAGUUGAGACCAAAAGGCUUGGGUUUGGGUGCUGAUAAGGUUAUAACGGACAAAAAGAAAAACAAUACAAAAGACAAAGAAGAGGAACUGCAAAUAGUCAAGAAUUCUUAUGUCAAAGUUACCACUGGAAAACAUUCGGGAUAUUACGGCAAGGUUGUGAGCCUAGACGAGGACAAUGGUCGUAUUGUAGUGGAACUGGCUAUCAAGAAGGAAACCGUCAGUCUCAGUGAGUUCAUGGUGCAAGCUGUACCAAAGUCAGUCUACGACAAGGAGUCCAAAGUUAUAAACACUGAAUCCUAUGAAGAGUACAAGAGAAAAGAAAAUAUACAAAAAAGCUCAGAAGUAAAAAAAGAGAAGUCCUCUUCAAGUAAAAAUAUAAAUAGGCAGGAAGAAAGUAGCAGAAAAGAACCUGAACGUCAUUCCAAUGGUAAUAAACGGAGUAGAAGUAGAGGGAACAGGAGGAGAGAUUCGUACUCUAGCGAAGAAGAUAGAAGUAGACAUAGAAAGAAAGAGAAAAAGAAAUAUAGCAGUAAUGAUUCUUUAAGCAGUUCAGAGCCAGACAGACAUAAGAGCGGAAGACGAUAUAGUAGUGACUCAUCCAGUUCUGAUGAUAGAAGGAAGUAUAAGAGUAAAAAGAGUUCGAAGGAAAAGAGAGAUAUUGACAAAAAGAGAAAGGGAAAGAAGAAAAAGAGGGAUCGAGAUCGUUCGCCAAACUACAGGAAACAUAAGAAAUAAAUGUAAAUAAGUGCUUUUCUGAAUAAAAUUUUACAUUGCUGACGA